AUGAACAAAUCUAAAAAGCAUUGGUCUUUGGGAUUACUUGAAUCAAUGAAAGAUCCCACAGCUGUUGUUAAAGAAACUGAAAAGAUUGUUGUCAUACGUGAUAAGUAUCCCAAAGCAAAGAUACACUAUCUAGUUUUACCUCAUGAAAAAAUAAAUAGUAUUUAUAAUUUAAAUAAAACACAUAUUGAUCUACUAAAUGAAUUUGGUUCAAUUUUUGAAGCACUUAAAGAAGAUCAUGGAAACUUGGAACUUCGAGCUGGUUUUCACGCUAUUCCUAGCAUGCAAAGACUUCAUAUGCAUGUCAUCAGUCAGGAUAUGAAUUCCACAUGCCUUAAAACUAAAGUUCAUUGGAAUAGUUUCACAACAAAAAUUUUUAUACCUUACAAUGAAUUACUGAAAAAAAUUAAAGAGGAUGGUUAUAUAGAUAGAAUAUCAAGUGAUACACACAAGUCCCUGAUGUCAUUACCACUUAAGUGUAAUCAAUGUAACUUUGAACCAAAAAAUAUGCCUCAACUUAAGCAGCAUUUGUUAAGUCACAUUAAAGAC
Messenger RNA from Brenthis ino (lesser marbled fritillary), 546 nucleotides. The record is from the annotation of a GenBank genome assembly. NCBI's taxonomy places the organism in Eukaryota, Metazoa, Arthropoda, Insecta, Lepidoptera, Nymphalidae.